Molecule: messenger RNA, 469 nt
Organism: Contarinia nasturtii (swede midge)
Lineage: Eukaryota; Metazoa; Arthropoda; Insecta; Diptera; Cecidomyiidae
Product: flexible cuticle protein 12-like
Exons: 2
Coding region: 64-384 (106 amino acids)
Cellular component (GO): chitin-based extracellular matrix
Molecular function (GO): structural constituent of chitin-based larval cuticle
Source: RefSeq, a predicted model, not a curated record
GCGAUAUUAGUUUAUAUUCAGCUGUUUUCAAUCGAGCAUCUGUUGCAAUCACAAAUAUCCAUCAUGAAAGUCAUCAUUGCUUUUGCAGCUAUUGUUGCCAUCGCCAUUGCAUUUCCACAAGCACCAGACUCAACAGCAACCGUUUUGAAGAACGAAAACAGCAACAUUGGCGUGGGUGAUUACCAUUCACAAUAUGAAACAAGCAACAAUAUCCAGUCCGAUGAAAGUGGUGAAUUGCGUCAAGGGCCAGAAGGUUAUUUCUUGGCCAAACAUGGUUCAUACUCAUACACAGCUCCAGAUGGAAUUUUAUACACUGUACAAUGGACGGCAGAUGAGAAUGGCUUCAAAGCCGAGGGUACCCAUUUGCCAAAACCUUUAGUUUAAACUUUAUUUAUAUUAUGUUAUUCGAACUGUUGAAAAUUAUACUCCAAUAAACUGUCGUUAUUCGCAAUUUUAUUAAUGAAUUCAA